Molecule: messenger RNA, 643 nt
Organism: Phragmites australis (common reed)
Lineage: Eukaryota; Viridiplantae; Streptophyta; Magnoliopsida; Poales; Poaceae
Product: 26S proteasome non-ATPase regulatory subunit 4 homolog
Exons: 4
Coding region: 304-549 (81 amino acids)
Source: RefSeq, a predicted model, not a curated record
UCUUUGCAUUAUUAGUCUCAAUGCUCCAUUAAGCUUUGCCAAGAAGGGCAUGGUGUGUUUAUCAGGUAUCAUGCAUCGGAUCUGAAUGCACGGAAUUUAUUUACUCAUGCCAUGAUUACUUUCCAGGGAUACCCAUGCUUUUUAUAUCUCUUUUGGAUUGGUCAGAUUUGAAGUUGCCCCUCUUUUUGCCAACAUUUGAAUGAUUAAGGGAUUUGUUUCGUCCUAUAGUUGAUCAUAAGACUAGUCAUUAAUAUUUGUGUGAUACAGAAUGACGAGGCUCAGCUAUUACCAAAAGCUCCUGUGAUGUCAAUGGAAGAUGGUAACUCUGGAGCUGCCUCUGCUGCAGAUGCUCUUCAGAUGUCUCUUCAGGAAGAAAAAACAGGCACUCAGUCUGACAUGAAUGAAGUGUUUGAGAAUCAAUCAUUUGUGGCAUCUGUCGUUUAUACAAUUCCUGGUGUUGAUCCUAACGACCCAACUGUCAAAAAUCUGCUGGCAGUAUUGAAUGGCCAGAGGGAGAAUGUAUGUACAAGAAAUGUACAAGGGUUGUAAGCCCAAAGGAAGAUCCUAAUCAACAUAUUAAGGGAUUCACAUCUUGUGGAGUGAUGACGCCGCUGCUUCGACCUUUUGCCGCCAGAGAAGCAAC